Messenger RNA from Pestalotiopsis fici W106-1, 1401 nucleotides. Its product is annotated as Homogentisate 1,2-dioxygenase. Gene Ontology annotation, biological process: L-phenylalanine catabolic process. The transcript is spliced from 2 exons. NCBI's taxonomy places the organism in Eukaryota, Fungi, Ascomycota, Sordariomycetes, Amphisphaeriales, Sporocadaceae. The coding region runs from base 1 to 1401 and encodes 466 amino acids. Gene Ontology annotation, cellular component: cytoplasm. The record is from RefSeq and is a predicted model, not a curated record. Gene Ontology annotation, molecular function: homogentisate 1,2-dioxygenase activity.
AUGCCAGUCACUACAUUUGAGCUCAAGGAGAAGUACAGAUACCAGAACGGCUUCGCUUCAUAUCAAGAAACCGAAGCUGUACCUGGUGCCUUGCCAAUUGGCCAAAACUCACCUCAAAAGCCACCACAUGGCCUCUACGCCGAGAAGCUGUCUGGAACAGCAUUCACGGCGCCAAGACAUGAGAAUCAGCAGUCCUGGCUCUACCGCAUCGUUCCAUCAUGUGCUCACCCCAAUUUUGAAGAGAGCACCAGCGGCCCAUUUACAGCCGACAAACCUUAUAGCCACAAGAAGUUGAAAUAUGUUCCCAACCAGCUUCGGUGGGACCCGUUUGCUCAGGAUGAGCAGACUGAUUUUGUGACGGGUAUGAAGUUGGUCGCCGGUGCUGGCGAUCCCACGCUCAAGCAUGGUAUUGGCUACUACAUCUUUGCGGCUGGAAAGUCCAUGGAUGAGAAGGAUGCCUUCUACUCUGCUGACGGCGACUUGCUGAUUGUAGCCCAACACGGCGCUCUGGACAUCCGGACAGAGCUGGGAUGGCUGCUGGUCCGACCCAUGGAGAUUGCUGUUAUUCCCCGCGGCAUCAAAUACCAGGUCCAUCUACCUUCAGGACCCGUCCGUGGCUACGCUCUGGAAUUGUAUUCCGGACACUUCACACUGCCCGAGCUGGGCCCAAUCGGCUCAAACUGCUUGGCGAAUGCUCGCGAUUUCCAAGUGCCUGUAGCCUCGUUCAGUGAGGACUUUGGCGCCACCGCGGCCGAGGGCACCAAUACCUACAACAUCAUCUCUAAAUUUAACAACGCACUAUUCACGACACAGCAGAGCCAUACUCCAUUCGAUGUCGUGGCAUGGCAUGGAAACUACUAUCCUUACAAAUACGACCUCGGCAGAUUCAACACCAUUGGCUCCAUCUCCUUUGACCACCCGGAUCCGUCCAUCUUCACGGUGCUCACAGCCCAGUCCGAUCACGUGGGCACUGCCAUUGCAGACUUUGUCAUUUUCCCUCCCCGAUGGCUCGUGGCCGAAAAUACUUUCCGCCCUCCAUGGUACCACCGCAACACCAUGUCCGAAUUCAUGGGCCUGAUCGGUGGUGUCUACGACGCCAAGAAGGGCGGUCAGGGCGGAUUCAUGCCCGGCGGAGCAAGUCUACACAACGUCAUGAGCGGCCAUGGUCCGGAUGCUGCCAGUUAUGAGGGUGCCAGCAACGCAGACCUCCAGCCGCAACUAGUCGGUAAGGACAGCUGCGCCUUCAUGUUUGAGAGUUGCUUGAUGGUGGGCGUUACGGAAUGGGGAUUAGAAACAUGCAACAAGGUGCAGACAGCGUACAAUGACCACAGUUGGGGAGGUCUCAAGAUUCACUGGAAGAAACCUGACGGUGCCAGCACGGAAACUCAUCUCCUUAAGUAG